Molecule: messenger RNA, 994 nt
Organism: Zeugodacus cucurbitae (melon fly)
Lineage: Eukaryota; Metazoa; Arthropoda; Insecta; Diptera; Tephritidae
Product: nematocyst expressed protein 3-like
Exons: 3
Coding region: 93-788 (231 amino acids)
Source: RefSeq, a predicted model, not a curated record
AAGCCACACACAGCCACACAGAAUAAGGAGAAACCUAAAACCAAAAACACCAACAAAAAAGCAAAUAAAAGACCCAUCAAAUAUUACUCAGGAUGUCGAAACUCUUGUCGUUGUCGUUGUUGUUGGUGGUGAUUGCUCUAAGCGCUAGCUGCGUGACAGCUAAGCCCGCCCAAGUGGCCGUAGCUGCGCCUGUUGCUGCCGCCCCAGUUGUUGCUUCUGCUCCGGUUAUUGCUGCCGCCCCAUACGUUUCCGCCGCUUACACAGCACCGCCCUAUGCCGCUGCCUAUAGUGCGCCCUACGCGCCAUAUACUUCAGCGUACGCUGCACCCUACUCAGCGGCAUACAGCGCCGCAUAUACGAACGCUCCAUUGAACUCUGCGGUCGCCAGCCAACGUGUGGAUAUACAGAGCAAUUACUACGCAACACCACUGAUAGCUGCUGCUGCGACACCUGCCAAGUUGGUCGCACCCCCAGCACCCAUUGCCGCGGCAGCACCGGCUCCUGCUCGCUUUGUUGCGCCAGCCGCCUUUUCAGAGGCCUACACAGCUUCAUAUGCCCCCAUCGCCGCACCCGCUGUUGCUGCCGCUUAUACUAGUGCUCCUUACAUCGCCUCAGCUCCCGUGGCUCCCAUAGCUCCCGUGGCUCCAGCUAACUAUGUUGCUCCUGCGGCUGCGGCUGUGGCUCCAGCUCCUGCUCGUUAUGUAGCCGCUGCCGCUGCCACUCCGGUAGUAGCUGCCCCAGUUGCCGCUUCCCCAGCCAAGCUGGUUGCACCAAGAGUUGUUGUCUGAGCCGAUUCACUCGCAUGUGCGUUGCUAUUAAACCGAUCAAUUCAUACAUAUCCGGCGAAUACGUGAAUUCUCUUCUCUAGCUCUAAGUUGACACCUGUUAACCUUACCCAUCAUUGUUUUCACUGUGUUUGCUUUUGUUUUUAUGUUCGACUAUUCAUUAUUAAUAUUGCAAGUACCUGAAUAAAAGGAAGAAAUAUGCUCUUAAA